Molecule: messenger RNA, 10672 nt
Organism: Lymnaea stagnalis (great pond snail)
Lineage: Eukaryota; Metazoa; Mollusca; Gastropoda; Lymnaeidae
Source: the annotation of a GenBank genome assembly
AUUUCAAAUGGAGCUUCCUACGUUACAAUAUGGCGUCAUGAAUUCAACUGCCUCGUUAUGUGACAAUAAUUUCGCAAAGUUCACCGAAAAACUGCCAGAAAUAUGGAUGAUAUAAAGCCUUACAGUUAUUUAGAUCAACUCACAUUUAAUAUUAUCAGUUAUCUUGGUAAAAAUAUGUGUACAAAAUAUUCAAUAUACUUCAAAACAAUGACUCGAGGAAAAUGAUUUAUUUUUUAUAAUUAUUAAUCAAUGGGAGUCUGCUUAGUCGAUUGUUUUAUCACGUGAUGAGAGUAAAUACGAGUAAGACUUCCGGGAGCCUGUAUGCAACACACUAGUGCUUGACAACAGUAGCCCGUUACACACUACAACUAGUAAUUCAAGAUGCCUAGGCCUAGGCAAUGUUCGGCUUUUAGCUGUUCAAACAGUAAAGUUAAGGACAGCGGUAUAAGUCUGCAUAAAUUUCCCCUUAAGGAUAAAGAAAAUGUAAGACAAUGGCUUGACAAAGUGGAUCUUCGUUAAUUAUUCACAUGAAAUCUUGUUCCAACCAUUAUUAAAAUAUGCCUUCAGUUAUUAAAAUAUGCCUUCAGCACAAACAUUGAUUUGUAUAAAUACGCAAAUGACGUUAUGGGUAUGCCGACAUUUCGUUCAAUGAAAAUUAACAAUAAAAUAAACAUAGGGGAAUGACUCCUGCACAAAUAUUGAAUAAACACGCAAAUGGGCACGGGGCUCAACAACAGCCUGCCGAUGAUAGUUCCCUUCGAAUAUCGCUCACAAAUUUUUCUUGAAAUAACUUUCUUCCUUUAAUCAUAACUGACGUAUAUUUAUUGUCACAUUUAUGUAUUUCAUUUAAAAAACACGUGCAUUACAGAAUAUUUUGAAAGUUAAAAUUUUUAAGUAACAUGACAUUGGAGAGGCACUGAUGAAGUAUCUUUUGUUGUGUGUAGCAGCCUAAUGAUGGCUUACUCUCAUCACAUGACCAAACAAGGAAGUGACUAAGCGACUCCCAUUAAAUUAAGGCAGGCAAAUGGGCAUGGCAUAAUAGUAACAGUCAGCCUUCAAUAGGCUAUUAAUAUUAUUGCGUAGGCCUAGGUAGUUUUUUAAUAUUUAUAUUUUAUUUAUAAAUAGGGCUCGGGCCUAUACUAUAUCCCAUAUUUCUAAUUCAAAUUAAUUGUAUUUCUGUAACAGUAGUAAGUAGUAGUAGUAGUAACUGUACACUACACUGUACUGUACUGUAGGCUGUAGACAGUUCAGUAGUUGUAAACUGUAACUGUAGGCUAUCCACGUUUUAAUUUUAUUCAUGUUGAAGAUUAUUUACAGAAUUGUGUUGUCAUUAAUUAAAGCUACACCAAAACAUCUACAAAUUACCCUUCACCAUGCCCUAAUUAAAAAGGAUAAUGAAAAUUAAUAUUAUUAUAUAAGUUUCACUUUUAGUGUGAGAUUUCACUUGACUUCAGGUUGGCUACCAAUUUUUAAGUAAACUUUCACAUGCCAUGUCAUUUUCAUCAAGAAUCUCUUCAUUUGCCCUACAAUGCUUUUGCCACCAUCUCCUCUCUAUAGGCCUAUGUCCUCAGACUUUGUAAUUACAUUAUUAGGCUUCUAACUCCUCCUUUCCUCACGCCACGUGAUGCUUGGGAAUUUGAAAACAAAUAUUAAAAUAAUCAAAAUAUCAUGUAACUUGGUGAGGAACUAGUUUGGAUAGCAGAACCAAAUAAACACUUUGCUGUUGCCAAAAACACUUAAAAAGGCAUAGUAAAGUAUAAAAAUAUUAUAAUCAUAUAGUCAUAGUUAAAUAUUAGAAGCAUAAGCAGAAGUAUUUAUAAUUUUAUAAAAAUAUGUAUUUAAUAUUUGAGAUCAAGGGACUUUAAUUCUGAUUUCUGUAUUCACAGUUAAUUCUAAACCAAUUAUUUUUAUUUAAUUUGUUACUAGAAAAGAAGCCUGGUAUAUGUCAAGUUAAAAAUGAGGUCAAAGCACCAGCAGAACGUCCAGCUGUUCAUUUAUGGGAACAAGUAUGAAUUUUUAAAUAAAAUCAUUCUAAAAUAAUAGAUGGUAUCAUCAUUUAUUAUAUCAUAUAUAAUUAUUAAUCAUAAAUAUGCUUUGAAUUAUGUUGACUUGUUUAUUUAAUUUAAUACCCAAAUGUUAUAAAUUAUUUAUAAUUUUAUUAAAUACUUUUCAGAAGCAAUCACUUUUACUUCCAGAUGAUUUGAAGAAUUUCUAUCUUACCAGCAAUGGGUUUCAUCUUUCAUGGUCUGUUAAAAUGGACAGUAAGUGAAAUAAUUCUAAAUUGUCAACAAAAAAAGUAUUUUUUUAAAUAAGGUUAUUGUUAUGUAUUGUUAUUUGGUCAUGCACAUUUAAUGUUUUAAGAUUUGACUUGUUAGAUGAACAAUAUGUAACAAAGCACUUAAAACCAGUAUACAAAGAUAAACUAUACCAAAGCUAGUGAUAUUAACAAUAUUCAAUUUCAUUAUACUAUUAAGUUAAUUUUAAAAAAAUCAAAUACAAAUAUACAGAAAGAAUAUAUAUUAACUUACAACACAUCAAGUGAAAAAGUAUAAUCCUCGAAAAAUACAAAUAUUAAUUAAAACACACACUAAGAAUAAAAUCUUGUGAGGCUCCUAUGAGUUUAUUAAGUCUUGUAAUAUGUCUCUUUUAUGGGAAACUUAUCAAAUCUCUGUGCUGGGAAAGCUGCUGGCUUAUUUAUAGGGAGUUACAACCCUAAAGAAAAUAAAUUAUAGAAAUUACAUCACCCAAUUACAUUCUAUAGAACAAAUUAGAACAUAAACAACCUUUUAACAAUUAAGGGAGGGGUAAGUUAUGAUAGAGUUCUACAAAUUUAAUUGGUGACCUUAAUAUCAAAACAAGGUGGAAGGGGGGGGGGGGUAGAGGAGGAGGUCAACACACAGGCUAUAACACUUGUGUUAAAUUGUAUUUUUGUCAUAAGAACAAAUUUCGAUGGAUUCAGAAAAAAAAUUUAUGACAGCUUAGCAGUAAUGCUAUUAAAAAUAUUCUUAACCUCAUUAUAUCCCUCUGCCAGGACUUAUCGCUAUCAAAAAAAGCUUUAAUUUAUUUUUAUUAGCUAUUUGAAAUUAAUCAAAUGCCACUUAAAUGGAAAAUAUUUUAAAAUAAUUUAAGACAUUUGAUUUACUUUCUUUUUUCAGACUUGACAAUCCCUGUAGGAAAUAUGAACAUAAAUCCUUUGAGUCAGCUCACACCCCUUGAUGCAGCAUCAGAUGAAGGAGCCCAUCUUACGCCUUCACUUUGGGAUCUCAACAUGGAGAAAGAGGUUAAGGGUAAAAACAGGUCAUAGAAAUUAAAGUAAGAUGUAGCUAAUCCUGAUGUAAGAAACCUGGAGGGUCGAAAAUCCGGAUGGUCUAAUGAUACAAAAAAAUUCUCCUGAGCAAGAAUCUUAAUUUGAUAUAAAAUAAAUGCAUUCACAUCUUUAAACGUAACUAAAGCCAUUAAAAAUGCCUAGGUAGAAACUUUUAAAAAUCAUUUAUAUUAAAUUCGAUUUUGUUUCUGUGUUUAAAGCAAAAUCUUCGAGGACUAAUUGACCCACUUCCUGCCAUCCUAUCAAAAUGAAACUUGGCACAUAGUCUCUUUGCUGAUUUUCAGCCCCACCCUCCACCACGAAAUAUCAGUUUUUCCUGUUCUUCAAGGGGAAGACAAAUGAAAUAUUAUUUAUUCAAUGGUUGCAUGUUUUCUUGUGGAGAUUAAUUAUGUAGUUUUUGCUAUGUGCUUUGUAUUUGUAAUAUAUUUGGGUAUGCCCCCAAAAAAAUCUAGUUUUGAAGGGGACAAUGAAGGAAAUAUGAAACACAUUUUCACCAGAAGUUUACCCAUUUACAUAAUUGCUUUUUAAUAAAUGAUUAAUCACGUAAAAUUAUAUAUAUGCACAAAAAAAAAUGCUAUACUGAUAUUUUUAAUUUAUUAAACUUAUUAUAUGAGGUUUGCUAUGGGAUUUUAAAAUCCGGGUUAAUUGAUAAUCAGGAUGGGGUUGAACAAAAAUUAGUCCGGAUUAUUAACAUCUUACUGUAUGUACAUAAUAUGUCUCUUUGUUAUGCACCAGGUAUUUGAAGAAUAAUUUUUUCUAUUUCUCUAAUCAACAUGUAAGAUGAAUUUUACAUUUAUCAUUGUGACUGAUUAAAUAAAUGAUAGUUUGUUAUCAUCAUUUGUGACACACGUCAAAAGAUGUGUCAAAUACCAGAGAAUGAGUUCUAUAGCUUAAAUAAAUGCUACAUUAGAAUUUCUUAACCAACAUGUUUUUUUCUCUCUUCAUUUGUAACUACAAUAAUCACUACUUCACUCUUUGUUUAUAAUGAAAUAGCUGGUUUAUAUUAAAAUGUAUGUUUGGCAUUAAUUAAAGGUCAGUGCCAAAUUUUUAUAAAUCAUUUUAGAAAGACAGUAUUAAGUUUAAUUUAAUCUUUCUUUCAUAGGACGAAAAUUACCAAAUUUCACUAGUAGCAAAAUAUUUCAGUUAGACGGUUGCCAAGGCUAUGGGAAAGUUUGCUUAGUCUACAAUGAAUCUCAAAAUGGUAUGCAAAAUGCAAAUCUUUACAAUCACUUUCAUUUUCAAUUUUUUUUUUUUUUUUUAUGUUUGGAGUAUACAGAAAAAACAUUAUUUUGAGCUAGUAAUAAUUUGUGUUCAAAUUUUUUACUUAUAAAAAGGAAAUAUUAAGUUACGUAUUUUAUAUACACAGGCCAGUAAAGUUAAGUCAUCAAUAAACUGUAUUGUAAUUGAGGAAUUGUAAUCCCUUAUAAUAUUAGUAAAUGUUACACACUAAGACAAUAAAAAAUAUGUCAUGUUGAUAAUCAGGUGAGAGUCAGCAUGAAAAUGAUGAUGAAGUUGAAAGUGGUGUUAUGAUGUCCACCAGUGGUAUGAAAUGUUUAGUCAAACUUUUUUAACAAUCUCAAUUUUGAACUAAAAAUAGCCUACACUCAAAAGGAUUUCUUCUUUUCUUUUUUUAGUGUCAAGUUUAUCUGAAGAUAUUCUAACCCUAAUUAGUGUAGAUAGAUUUUUUUAGUUAGAAUGGAACCAGAAGCAACUUUUAUGUCAUGCCAUAUAAUUUUUUUAAACUUAAUACCCACAUAUUUAUUUUCUAAUACAUUUGACUGUACAGUUAUCAAUAUUGCCCUUCUAGUAGCCAGGUCAAAUUUUCUUCUUGGCAUUUGUAUUCCCUUUCUUCCAUCACUCUGAUAAUUUAGUUGUUUGAAGUUUUAUAAAAUAAAUAAAUAAAAGAUUUGUUUCAUUUCAUUUUUAAAUACUUUCCUCAUUCCCUCUGUUUUAAUAUAUACCAUUAAAUUUUUCUCCAAACCAGGCACCAUGAGUGGAGCACUCAUUUUUAGAUUAUAUCCAGAUUAUUAGUAACACAAGGAGUUCUGCCUGUAUACAUUCAUAUAUAACAUUUUGACACUAUUUUUUUAACAACAUAGAAUUAACUGGUAGAAUUUUUUUUCUUACUCAGCUUAAUAGCAUAAUGUUAGUUGUAAUGUUUUUAUGACAUGUAAAUAUUUUUAGGUUAUAAUUUUAAUCAAAGAAUAAAUUUGGGUAUUGUAAAAUAUUUUUGCUGACCGGAGAUUGUCAUACAGAUAUUUUUCAGUUCCAGUUUUCAUUUGAAAUUUUCAUGAUUCCAGAAAUAGCAUCACCUGAUUUAAAUUUUUACAUUUGAACUUUGUUCACUAUUCAUUCAUUCAGACUUUGUCACAGAGUUAUGGUUCUUGGAUCGCUCUUUGAGGUGGCAUUACAUGUGUCCUUCUUUUCAAGCAUACUAUCGACUAAUGCUCAUGCAUUUAGGUUUGCCACAUUGGCAGUUUGCAUUUACAGAUAUUGGCCUGCCUCCCAUUUCUAAGGUAAAAAUUCAGCAUAGCAUCUUUUUGAACAUUUUCAUUAAAAGUGGGGAUUUAAUUUGUAUCAAGUUGUUGGUUCAUUACAGCAAUAUUAACAUUUGUUACUGGACUUGAGGGAGACAUUUUGACCUAGUCUAAAGAAAUGAAGAUGGUUAAUCAGUAUGUUGCUUUUAUAUAUACAGAAGAAAUCGCUAAUCUCAGUCUGUCAUCAUUAAAAAUAAUUUUUUUUAGAAACAAAAUGAAUAGUGUACAUUAACCAGUGAUCCAAAUGUUAGCUACACGCUGCCCUUAACGUGACCUAAAAAUAAAGACGGCCCUUUUGAAAUAAACCAAAAUAUGGAAACCUAUCUAUUACAUAAUCCAGUCUCAUUAUGGUUUUUUCACCUGAUAACAUCAUAUAAGCUAUUAUUUUCUUUUAGCAGUUCUUUUCAACAGCAGUGUUGUUGUUUUUUUUACUUCAGCAAUGGUUUAAUAUGUUUGCACCUAUCAGACUGGAGUUAGACAUCGAAGGUGCUGUCAAUGUUCCGAGUGAGCAUAACACAACAGGAAAGGGCAUGAGUUCUCCUCUUGACCUCAACAAAGUAUUCAAGGGAAAAAAUGACAGGAAGUAAUAAUAACUUUUGCUUUUCUCUCAUUUACAGUAUUUUAGUAUUAAUUUGAUGUUGAAUGUUGCCUUCAGUAGAUGCCUUCCAUGGUAUGAAAACAAUUGAAAAUUCAUGCUUAUUUAUUUUAGAAUUCAACCUGUGUUCAUUCUUAAAACUAGCUCCUAAUUAUUCCAGUUUUAAAUCAAAUAGCAAUAAAAGGUUGGUUGAGUGUCUUAUGCAUAAACUUUAAAGUUAAAACUUAUUACGGUAAUAACAGAAAACAUUUAUUCUUGGUGACGGUCAACUAUUUAUAGAGUGUGUACUAUUGAUAAGAUUGUCUGCUAUUGAUGGAGUGUCUGCUAUUGAUGGAGUGUACUGAAUAUGAUUUAGAAUUAUUGAAUUAUUGUCAGCUCAUAUAGGUCAUUGCUAUAUUUAAAAUUUACCGUUUACAACUGACAGCACAUGUAUUUUCCUCAGGAAAUUACCACCUACUCAAGCAGGAUCAGGAACAGCGGUGCCUAAGAAAAAGCCACCAGUCACUUCAGCAAGGUAACAAUUUUAUAUCUGCUAACUCAAUCCCGCUCAAAAAUUUACACAAAAGAUUUGAUCUUUUUCAUUUCUAUUUGUAAUAUUAGCAAAAAUUGAGUUUUAUUAUUGCUUUGGCCAUUUUGUAAAAAGUCUCUUGAACUUUAUCCAUUUUUUAAAAUACAUUUGCCUUUAUUUGAUUAUAAUACAUUAAUAUUAUAAUUAAGGGAUUUUAAAAAAAUGAAUAAUUAACUACUCAUAAUCAAUUUUAUGGCUUGGUGCUCAUGGAGGGAGUGUCCCUAUGGUUGGGUAGCAGUCAUAAUUCUUUGGGGGUAGCUGGUCCCCACAUGGUACUACCCUCUUACCUGUGGCACCAAGACAGGUAAGUUGUCCUGAAUUCCCAAGGGAGUGAGCAAUAGCCUAAUGAACAUGAAACUCUGGCAGAAACCUUCAGAAAGCAUCAAGUCUGCCAUGAGAAAGCAUCAAGUCUGGUUUGAUAAAAACUUUGAUGAAAUCAAGUAGUAGCAGGAAAAGAAAAACAUCUUCACCUAUCUUACCUCAACAACUCGAGUCUAUUUGAUGGCAUAAUGUGAGAAAGGUCUACGACAUUCUGAAAGAGUGCAUGGACUUGCAUCCCAAGGAACCUCAAAAUGAGCGUCAAUGGGAACACUGGUCACCGAGCAUUGACUGCUGGGCGGAACACUUUGACAAUAUCCUGAACCCCCUUAUCAAUCAAUGAUGAAGCCAUCGAUGAGUUACCCCAAGAAAUCCAUCACUAAGGAGAUGGAUAAUCUCCCUACCUACAUCAAGACCUAGAAAGUGAUCACUGAUACUCUCUUCACCAUUUGCAUUUACGUCGCACCAGUUGAUAGGUCACACCCUUAAUUUGAGACGUUACGCUGACCUUUUUUAACUAAUAUAUCGGUAUCUAAUAUUUACCCUAAGCUGGGGUAUCGGGCUUUAUAAGACCACUAAUAAUAAUAAUAAACGGACAUGACAAAAAUGUUUCUAUGACAACUCUAAAUACAGAGACAUAAUAAACUACAUGAUCUUUAAUAUAAUUUUUUUUUUAACUCAUUGCCAUCUGAUCGAGCGUAAGCAAGGGAGAAAAUUAUUUUCCUACUUUUCACAAAAAAUUACUUCUGCACGCUGAAUACUAGUAUGGAAAGGGAAAUUGAUGUCCAAUGGAUAGAUUGCACCCUUGAUUUUUGUAGAAAUUUUUUGUAGAACAAAGAGCGACCUUUACAAGAUUUUAUACAGCAUCUUGACUCCUGUCAUAAAAUAUCAUCAACAACAUUGAAAUAAUUGUCUGCUUGGUCAGAGCAACCAUGGAAAGGCUGUUUAAUAAUGUUUAGCACCUAGACUAAACUAAAAGUUUACAAGGCUCAUCACCCUACUCUGCUUGCAAGUGUAGUCUACCAAGGCUAUGCAAGAAAGCUGAAUCAGUCCAUUGACUGACAGAAAAAGGUCUCAAACGCUGAACUCCCCCAGACAGGUCUCCCCAGCGACUUCACUAUCUAAUAUAGUCUCAACUAUGUUGGGUGAGACAUAUGUGCAUUUCAGACCUACUGCUGCUAAAGAGAGUAUUUUGUGGCAAGUUUCAGCCUGGCACGAGAUUCCUGGUAAGAUUGAAGAAAUAAUUCAAUAUAAUCAGUCACCUAAAAUCCUCAUUCGCAUUGUACAUCAACACAGGCUCUUGUGAAAAAAUGUUGAGGAUUGAGCCUCUUGAGGCUCUUCAAUGCAUGAAAGCUCUGUGCCAUAGAAGCCAGAAGAUAGCUGCUAAAGAGUUCUAGUGGCAAUCCAAGUUGAAUUGACCCACACCACCAUUUUAGUCUGCCAUUCUAAAAAGGCAGAAAUUUUUCAGUUUAUCCAUGUUUGUUUGUAGCUGGCAAUUCUAAGAACCCAAAAAUAUAUUAAAUCACUGUCAAGGAUAGAAAUACAUAAAAAGCAAAUUAUGUCUUUUCCUUUCACUAUUGUAAAUUUAAACUGAUUUCUGUUACAUUUCUUUAUCAUCAGAUCAGCAUCAUCUUUGGGAAAGCAAGUGGCUCCCUCUUCAUCUCAAAUUAAUGUAAAGUCAAACAAGUAAUGAAAGAUUUGAUUUAUUUUACCAUUAACUUCAGACACAGUAUUUAGUUUAGAAUAUUAAUCAAUUUCUGCGUAACCAUUAACUUCAGACACAGUAUUUUAGUGCAGAAUAUGAAUCAACUUCUGUGUAACCAUUAACUUCAGACACAGUAUUUUAGUGUAUAAUAUGAAUCAAUUUCUGUAAACAAUCAUUUGUUUGAUUUUUAAUGUUAGAUUUGUUUAUGGGACUGUAAAAGACCUCAAGAUAUUUUGUGUAUGUUAAAAACAAGAGACACUAGACAUUAUUUAUUGACACAAAAUUUUAGCAAUAAAAUGUUUAUAAUUAUUCCUUACAUCAAAGUUUGCUUAAAAUUGUUUGUCAUUUGUCAACAUGUUAAUAUUGAGUAGAAAUUGAAAAUUUGUAUCUAGAAAAUUUUGCAAUUUUUUAUGUUGAAGAAGGCUUAUUCCAGUAAAAUAAAGCAUAUUAUAAACUACCAACAAAUUAAUGUUAAAGCUGUCCACGAAUUCCCAUAGUGAGAACGAAAGUUUAAAGAAGAAUGAAACCAGGACUCUAUGCUAAUGUCAGCCAUAUUUAAACAUUUCUAAUUCAACAAAAAUUAUAUGGAAAACUAAAUGUGGAGCAGGAUGUUUUGCUAACAUAUUUGCCAGGGUUUAACUUAUCUGAUGAUAAAAUAUACUAAUACUGAUACACUAUGUCUACAACAUCAGACUCAUGAGCAAACAAAGUAUCACUGAUAUUACUGAUAACUCAGAUCUACAUCCAUUUGAAAAUCUUAAAACAAGAAUCAAUAUUAAAGAAACAAAAAUAUUGUGUCAAUAAUAAACAAACCUCAUAUUUAGUCAAUAAUAAACAAAAUUUAUAUUUAAUUAAUAAUAAACAUCAUAUUUAGUCAAUAAUAAAUAAACAACAACUUUGGUCAAUAAUAAACAAAUAUUUUUAGUCAAUGCUAAAUUUGAUCAAGACCAUAGAUUUUUUUUUCUACUAACUUUUUUUCAAGAAAAACAUGUUAAAAAUACAAAAUUACAUAACAGUUGACAAAUAUAAAAAUGUGAAAUACAAAAAUUCUCAGUUUGUUCUUCUUUAAACUUUAUGUAACUACAAAUUCAUUGUCCAUUACAUGAAAGCUGUCAAUCCAAUGUACAUUAUCCAUUACAUGAAAUAUGUCCAGCCAAUGUACUUUGACCACUCAUGAAAUCAGUUCAGUCAAUGAGCAUUGAUCACUACUUGAAAGUUGUCCAGCCAAUGUACAUUUCCACUACAUGAAAGCUGCCCAGCCAAUGUACAUCUGACAUAAAUUUUUAUCAUCUGUCGCCUCCUACAAUAGACAAAUAGAAAGAAGCAUUAGGUUUUAGGAAUUAAACUGGGAUCUAGAAAUAAACCACUAGUGAUCUAGAAAUAAACCACUAAUGAUCUAGGAAUAAACCACUAGGGAACUAGAAAUAAACCACUAGUGAUCUAGAAAUAAACCACUAAUGAUCUAGGAAUAAACCACUAGGGAACUAGAAAUAAAUCACUAGUGAUCUAAAAAUAAACCACUAGUGAUCUAGGAAUAAACCACUAGGGAUCUAGGACAGUUUUUUAAAAGUAAGGAAAUCAAUUAACUGGUAAAAAAAACAAUGUCAAAAGAAUUAAAUUAAGC